UGAUAUAACUAAUGAUAGAAUUAAUAUUUAAAAAAAAAUUGAGCUAUGUGCAGAUUUAUUUUGUGCCUCGUAAUAUUCUAGUCCUUAAAUCAUUUUAUUAUUGUUCUGUUCAUGAAUAAAAAUGCAAACACUACAAUGUUGAGUUUUUAAUAUUAUAUUGAUACCAUUCGUAUAGUAUUGUAAUAAUGUCAGGUGUGACAAAAUAUAUUUAUCAGAAUUAGGAUGAAUCAUCGGGCAAAAUCGAACUUAUGGCAAUGAGCUAUUUAAGAGAACGAUAAAUUUUGGACAAAGCUGAAUCUUCGUGUAGCAACAAACAUGAUACAGUCAAACACAAUAAAUUUAAACAAAACUCUUUGCAGCUUGUAAAGUCUUAUAGCUUUCUGAAUAAUGAACAUAAAUAUUGAACAAAGUUUUAUUAUGAAGGAGAAAAAAUCACUCCAUCAGAUUUGGCAGUAUUAAUAUACUUCUUAAAGCUUGAUAUACUUAUGUAGAAAAUUUCAUCAUAGCAAGCGUCCCUAGCACGAACAACACAUAACUUCAUACAAAUUGCAAGACAUCUUUCAUAAAUUUGAACGAGGAGAGAUCGCUAAGUAGAAAUUUUCGAUUUCAAAAUUACUUGGCAGUGAUGUUCACUCACUAGAGACUUUCGUUCUGACAUUCUUAUCCCACGCGGAAAUCGAUCUGUUCGUAAGGUAUGGCCCUUAUUUCCUGCGUACUAUGCUAUUGCAAAUUUCAUGUAAGUAGUUCACAUUGACGUAAACUUUUAUGAUAUUCGUUGUUUCUUAAAAACCAUCAUGAUGCAGCAUAAAUUUAAAUUACUUUCGCUGACUUCUCAUUUUAAUUUCUAUAUUAUUUAAAAAACAUACCCGAAAUUUUGAUGUUACCUACCACUUACUUGAUAACAAUCAUGAUGCAAUAACCAUCUAAGUUACUUAUUCCCUAAAUGUCAAGAUAGCUUCUGACCUCCCACCCAUUUAAAUCAAAAUGGUUCAUAAAUAAAAUAUCAGGUUAUCACACAAUGACAUAUGAUUUCGAUGUAUCAUUGUUCUUGGCCUAAGGUCACGUAAUCAUAAAGAGACUUGUUUUUCUUCAUUCAUUACUGUCCACUCAAUCAGUUCACACGUCUAUCAUUUCUACCUCUUCAACGUGAUGGCUGAAUCAGUCUCAAAGAAGUAUUUCGUAAUAAGACUCCCCGGGACGCUCGAUUCAUCAGUACAUAACUCGUACGUUUGCAUUCCUAGUUCGUGGGCCAUAACUCGUGACGACAUAAAUGUAAUUGUUGCGGUUCCACCUAAUGAAGAAGUGCCAGUGCCAAUAUGCCUCAUUCUCAAGAAUGAACCACCACCAUCGCACUGGAAAACCUGUGCAGGCACACUGGUAUAUGAAACUGACGAUUUUCAAGUCGCACUUCUGGUUACAGUAGCGAGAUGUGAGUCUACAUUUAUAUCGAACCAACCUAAGUGUGAAUAUCCUGGAGAUUGGACUCGACCACACAGAAUUCUGGAAGCAUCAACGUUAAAUUGGGAAGCUAGUACAUCAUCUUCAUCUACUGAUGCAAUGACUAAAUUAAAUUUCGGCACGAUGUUACAAAUAGUACGUCCGAUGAUUGUCAGCUUGUUGAGAUACAUCGAUUUGAUAAUUGAACACAAUCAAAAUGAAUCUUUGUUUAACCUCGAAAAUGAUCGUGGUAAUGGUAUUAAAAGCGAUGACUUAGUCAAUGUCACUCAACUGUCCAAUACGUACGUUACUUUAUUCCAGAAAGUUAUGCAGGGUUAUAUAAACUCAUAUGAUUCAACACUGAUGUUAGAAAUACCAAUACCAAGUGAAGUAUUAUCACUGGAAACUUCUAUGAACCAAGAAAUUAUGUAUUUCCUUACUCUAACAGUGAUGAUGAUGAAAGCAGAGAUACAACAAUAAUUAUUUUAAUUACUUUAACUUUUUAUUUUGUCAAACCUUUGUCCGUAAGUUAACAAAUAAAUAUAUGCUGUAAAUUAUCAUUGUUUUAUUCUUUCAAUACGAUUUUUCUUUCGAGUAAUUUCGGACAAGUGUGCGCAGUUGGUAAGUGUGCGCGAACCCAUUCAUUUCAAAUUAAAAUAGAUGGGUUUCCGCUAUUUACCCACUGCGCACACUUGCCCCACACGGCUAUCUUAAAAACAAGACGAUAAGAGAUAAUAAUCAACGAGCUCGACUUUUUAGUAUCAACAACAUACCUAUCGAAUUUUGUACAAUUUUAAUUAUCAGAUUAACAUUUGCAUCAAAUGAAAAGAUGUAAAAGCGUGAUCGUUGAAAUUGCAGUAUUAUCCAACCAAUGUUUAAUACGCGAUAAGAUUAUACGUAAAAAUACAGUGAAGCUCAGCUGACCUUGUUAUUUGGGAGGCUAAAAUUAUACGUGAUGCACUGUAGUUCUAAUAAAUUUAGUACUCUACCGAGAUCCUACAACGCGGCACAUUUUCGAAGUGUUGACAAUUCAAACAAUUCGUCCGUGAAAAAUAAUUACUAUGGCUGAAAUUUCAGUGAAUCAGGUAAAGUUCUAGUUUACGGUGUCCCCAGUAGAAGUCACACGAAAAAACAUCACUACCAAAAUAUGAAUAUUGUUUUUUUGCUUAACCGAUGAUUACAUUCUGUUACCAAUAACAUUAAAAAAUAUACAUGGAUUACGUGACUGUAGUCAAUAUUACUCACCCAUAGUUGUUUCGUGGGAAUUUCGGAAUAUCACAUAGCAAAAUAUAACGACGUCUAUUUGUCAUCUGUCAGAAUAUAUCGUGAAACAAUUUCACAGAUCAUAAACACAUGCGUGUCGAAAUUCAUUUAUAACUACUGCGAAGAACAUUAACAUAGUCGUACCCUUCUUUUAUGGGAAGUUAUGACACUAACAUAUAGUCGCGUGAGAGCAUUACUAUGAUAGUAGACAUGAAAACGUAAUUGACAUUCUAAUUUUAAUGUCUUCUUAUCAAUUUCAGCUAAUAAAAGUGCGUUCUGAAAGUAUAUAUCAUGUUUAUUUAUAGAAUCCAGUUUUCGUGGAACCAAAAAUAUACUACAUUGUGAAAAUAAUUGGAAUGCC
Microplitis mediator is the source of this 3061-nucleotide messenger RNA. RefSeq lists its product as uncharacterized. Lineage: Eukaryota; Metazoa; Arthropoda; Insecta; Hymenoptera; Braconidae. The record is from RefSeq and is a predicted model, not a curated record. The transcript is spliced from 2 exons. Bases 1150 to 1917 code for a protein of 255 amino acids.